Molecule: messenger RNA, 3072 nt
Organism: Diceros bicornis minor
Lineage: Eukaryota; Metazoa; Chordata; Mammalia; Perissodactyla; Rhinocerotidae
Gene: SLC37A2
Product: solute carrier family 37 member 2
Exons: 19
Coding region: 404-1924 (506 amino acids)
Biological process (GO): phosphate ion transmembrane transport; glucose-6-phosphate transport
Cellular component (GO): endoplasmic reticulum membrane
Molecular function (GO): glucose 6-phosphate:phosphate antiporter activity
Source: RefSeq, a predicted model, not a curated record
GCGAUGCAGAAACAACUUUGGGCAAACGGAACGUCACCUAGAGCUGAAACGUCUGGGAUCGCAGCUUUCAGUUCCUCCGCGGGAAGUGCGCCUGAACGAGCGGGGCAGAAGGAGGAGCCCCCAGAAGCUCUGGGGGCCAUCAGCCCGUAGUAGCCCGGAGGCGAAGAGCGAGAAGACUCAGGUGCCGGCGGACCGGUCCGGAGGAUGGGCGGUCAGUUUGCACUCGGCUCGACCCCGAGGGCGGUCAGGUGCAAGAGGGCGGGGGCUCCAGGCCUCGGGCUGCGGAACCAGGGCGGGCCGCCCGGCGGGGCAUUUAAACCGCGCUGACUGCCGGCUGGGACACGCGCCCAACUCUGCGCCCUCCUCCGUCCGCCCUCUGCGCUCCGGGUUCCGGCUGGACAAGAUGCGGGCUUCCUUGGCUCCGGGUGUCUGGUUCCUCCGCGCCUUCUCCAGGGACAGCUGGUUCCGAGGCUUUGUCCUGCUGCUCACCUUCUUCAUUUAUACCUGUUAUCAUAUGUCCAGGAAGCCCAUCAGUGUUGUCAAGAGCCGUCUGCACCAGAACUGCUCAGCACUGAUCAGUCCCAUCAACGACACCCACAGUCUCAAUGACACCACCUGGUGCAACUGGGCUCCAUUUGACCAGAACAACUAUAAGGAGUUACUGGGGGCCGUGGACGAUGCCUUCCUCGUGGCCUAUGCCAUCGGCAUGUUUAUCAGUGGGAUUUUUGGGGAGCGGCUCCCCCUCCGUUAUUACCUUUCAACUGGAAUGCUGCUCAGUGGCCUUUUCACUGCACUCUUUGGCCUGGGAUAUUUCUGGAACAUCCACGUGCUCUGGUACUUUGUGCUCAUCCAGAUCUGUAAUGGACUCGUCCAGACCACAGGCUGGCCCUCCGUGGUGACCUGUGUUGGCAACUGGUUCGGGAAGGGAAAGCGGGGGCUCAUCAUGGGCGUCUGGAAUUCCCACACCUCCGUGGGCAACAUCCUGGGCUCCCUGAUCGCCGGCAUCUGGGUGAAUGGGCACUGGGGCCUGUCGUUUGUGGUGCCGGGCAUCAUCAUGGCUGCCAUGGGCGUUGUCACCUUCCUCUUUCUCAUCGAGUACCCAGAAGAUGUGGACUGCACCCCUCCUCAGCACCAUGGUGGGCCAGAAGAGAACCAGGACAACCCUGAGGACCCUGAGAAUGGUCCCUACUCUAACAGGGAGAGCAGCCCGGACACUGCUACCAGAUGCUCCAAGGAGCCAAGUGCUCAGCCUGCUGCCAUCAGCUUCCUUGGAGCACUCCAGAUCCCAGGUGUGAUCGAGUUCUCCUUGUGUCUGCUCUUUGCCAAGCUGGUCAGUUACACCUUCCUCUACUGGCUGCCCCUCUACAUCUUCAAUGUGGCUCACUUUGAUGCCAAAGAGGCUGGGGACCUGUCUACGCUCUUUGAUGUUGGUGGCAUCAUAGGUGGCAUCUUGGCGGGGCUCAUCUCUGACUACACCAAUGGCAGGGCCACCACUUGCUGCAUCAUGCUAAUCUUGGCUGCCCCCAUGAUGUUCCUCUACAACAACUUUGGCCAGAAUGGGAUUACCAGCUCCAUAGUGAUGCUGAUUAUCUGCGGGGCCCUGGUCAACGGCCCUUAUGCGCUCAUCACCACUGCUGUCUCAGCUGACCUGGGGACUCACAAGAGCUUGAAGGGUAAUGCAAAGGCGCUAUCCACGGUCACGGCCAUCAUCGACGGCACUGGGUCCAUAGGUGCGGCUCUGGGGCCUCUGCUGGCUGGGCUCAUUUCCCCCACAGGCUGGAACAAUGUCUUCUACAUGCUCAUCUCUGCUGAUGUCCUGGCCUGCUUGCUCCUCUGCCGGUUGGUAUACAAAGAGAUCCUAGCCUGGAAGUCGUCCAUGAGCAGAAACAGAGGCUCUAGUCUGGCCCUAACCCACCCGCGGUAGUAUUUUCCUCAAGUCUCAUGACUUUUGUAUAAAGAAAUAUGAAACCCUGAUUGGAAGAGAAGUCUGGAGGGCCCCACCUGGGUCCCAAAGUGCUCCCCCUGGGCAAUGGAAACUGCCACGGAUGGGCGAGGCAAAGCCUCUUGACUUAACACCAGCCCAGCCCACAGGGCCGCUAAGGGACCGGGAGAUUCUCCACGGGAAGGGGAUGGCCAACACGAGGAAACGGAAGACUCAAGGGCCCAAGCUUUGGAAGCUGCAAGCAGAAGGGAUGGGGAUCAGAGCUGAGUGGUGUCUCAUCUUGGUAAUGGAUCUGCUCAGACUCCUGCUUUUUCAGAUUCCAAGAUAGAAGGCAGAGGCUCAACAGGGCCAAGGCCUGGAAAAGAACUGUCUCUCUUUCUCACGUUCAAUUUGCGCUUCUGUAAUCAGCUUGUCCCAGUAGGUAGGUACCUGCACCUGUCUCCGAGCUGCCCAACCUCUCUUGGUCCCUUUGUCCACAAGCCAGUUUUCUCUGUGUGUUUCCCCAAGUUGGACUCUCCUCUUCUACCCUCCAUCUGAACCUCUUUAUCAUUCCUGACCCGUUGGAUUGCAGCGUUAUUGCUGUAUCCUCCAGGGUCGGGACGAGGGUGAGGCAAGGGAGGCCUCACCUUGGGCUCGUGCCCAUGCCACCCCUGAGAGUGGCGGCCUCCCUUGCCUCACUCUGGUCCCGGCCCUCUGUGUCCUCCGUGGAAGAUGACGACAGAUCAAGGCAGUGUUGCGGGGUGGGGCUGGGGAGUGGGGCCAUAUAAAAAUAUCAGGGUGUGUGUUAAAUGUUUUGAUAAUGAAAGGUCAAUGGUUAUCGAGUGCUCGCUGUCUGCCAGCUCUACUCAAGGAAUGGAGUAGACAAUGGACACAGAAAAAGAACUUACGCCCUAAGCACAGGUGCCAAGGUGACAAGACUAGCAAGAAAGAAGAAUGCUCCUGGUUCAUGUGCGCGGCUGUUACAUUGCAGUUGCCUGGGGCUCUCUGCAGCCGGCCUUUCUCCCCUGUGUUCCUGAUGUACUUUUUCUGGCCUCCCCCAAUCCUGGAGUGCUACAUGCCAGGCAAACUCUUGGCAUUUCUGGCUGACCUUUGAAGCCGCCCAUCGGCACCAAUACAGACUUCCUUUGCCA